ACUUAUUUAUGCCCUUGGGAUGCUUUACCUUACUGAGCCCAAGUCUGUUCAUCUCUAGGAGGGAGAUUCUAUUUCCUCAUAGAAUUUUCUGGUAAAUACAUAACUAGAGUAUACUAACAUAUAUGGCCGCCUUCCUAAACUAAGGGUUCAGAUCUGUAAAUGCGCUCCAAUGGACAUCUAAGCAUGUGUGUGCUGCCAUCUGUUCCCCCUCCCCACUCCCAUGGUCCGGGUUUUCCAUUGCUUGUACGGGACACAUCGCCCUGUGUGUGUCGUCCUUCCAAACCUGCGCGUUUCCCUUUAGGGCAACCUCAGCACAGAGGAGCGCUUCCUCCUGCUGGGCUUCUCCGACUGGCCCUCCCUGCAGCCUGUCCUCUUCGUCCUCGUCCUCCUCUGCUACCUCCUGACUCUGAUGGGCAACUCGGCGCUGGUGCUGCUGGCGGUGCGCGAGCCGCGACUACACACGCCCAUGUACUACUUCCUCUGCCACCUGGCCCUGGUGGAUACGGGCUUCACCACGAGCGUGGUGCCAUCCCUGCUGGCCAACCUGCGCGGCCGGGCGCUGAGGCUGGAGCGCGGCGGCUGCCUGGCGCAGCUGUGCGCAUCGCUGGCGCUGGGCUCGGCCGAGUGCGUCCUCCUGGCGGUGAUGGCUCUGGACCGCGCAGCCGCCGUGUGUCGCCCGCUGCGCUACGCCGGCCUCGCCUCCCCGCGCCUCUGCCACGCGCUGGCCGGCGCCGCCUGGCUCGGUGGCCUCACCAACUCUGCCGCGCAAACCGCGCUCCUGGCCGCUCGGCCGCUGUGCGCGCCCCGUCGGGUGGACCACUUCAUCUGCGAGCUGCCCGCCCUGCUCCAGCUGGCCUGCGACGGCGGCGGCCAGGACUCCACCGAGCGCCAGAUGUUUGCUGCCCGCGUCCUCAUCCUGCUGGUGCCUUCCGCCGUCAUCCUGGCCUCUUAUGGCGGCGUGGCCCGCGCUGUAUGGGGCAUGAGGACCAGAGGCAGCCGCAGGAAAGCGGUGGGCACCUGUGGGUCUCACCUGACAGCCGUCUGCCUGUUCUAUGGCUCAGCCAUCUACACCUACCUGCAACCCGCGCACAACUACAACCAACGGCGAGUUUUCAGUGUGAGGAUCAAGUGAAGGCUUGAACCAGUCCAAAAGCUCCAUAUCAUGGGGAUGCCCUGGCAGCAAGGCAAUGAGGAGACUGUGACUUGAUUGUGGCUUCCUCACUCUCACUGGACCACAUUUGACCAGGAGGAGCAGGGGAAGAGAAGGAGCUGCUGGACGGUGAUGUGCUGGGAAAGAGGCUGAGUGAGUGAUGACAGAAAAGAAAUGUCCAUCCGGUAUGACCUGACAAGCACCCAGGGUGACUUAUCAUAAGACAGGUGGGAACACACAGCUCAGACAGCCCUCAUCCCUCUAGGUCUGGACAGGAACAGGCCAUUGUCAACCACAGCUCCCCAGUGGACUUUCUCCUUCUGGGCUUCUCUGAACACC
Dama dama (fallow deer) is the source of this 1489-nucleotide messenger RNA. RefSeq names its product putative olfactory receptor 2I1. Gene Ontology annotation, molecular function: olfactory receptor activity. Gene Ontology annotation, biological process: G protein-coupled receptor signaling pathway. Lineage: Eukaryota; Metazoa; Chordata; Mammalia; Artiodactyla; Cervidae. The coding region runs from base 410 to 1132 and encodes 240 amino acids. The record is from RefSeq and is a predicted model, not a curated record. The transcript is spliced from 3 exons. Gene Ontology annotation, cellular component: membrane.